GCCCCUGAGCAACCGAUAAAUCAAGAAACAGGAAGAAAGAGUGAAGUCCUGUUUUCUGAAAGAUUUCCACCAAGUUAACUUUGAAAGCUCACGUGGUUACAGUGGAGCAGAAACACAUAUCUGUUCAGUUUUUAUAGAUUUUAAAGUUACAAGCUGUGUAAACACCCUCACUGAGAGAUGACAAUGAGGAGCAGCGAGACGUUUGAAGAUGAGGACUUGGAAAAAUGGCGUAAGAUUGAUACAGGGGGGUUCGGUGCUGUCUACAGAGUCUUUCACAAAAAAAUGACAACAGAUGUCGCCGUCAAGAUUCUUCUUCAGGAUGCAUGCUCCUCUGAAACACUGAUCAAAGAGGCUAAUGAUCUGAAAGAAAUGUCCUCUUCAUAUGUUCCCAAGGUGUAUGGAAUUUAUCAGGGAAAGCCACCUCAUGAAAAUUCAGAGAAGCAGGGAAUAGUCAUGGAGUUUAUGAAAAGGGGAUCUAUUCACACCCUGCAGAAGGACUUAUGUGUUCCUCCACCACUGCCACUAGCCAUUCGAUUGGCCCAUCAAGUGGCUUUGGGGAUGCAACACCUUCAUUCAAAGAACUUUCUUCACCAUGACCUUAAACCAAGCAAUGUUCUCCUUGAUGACAACUUCAAUGCCAAGCUGGCAGACUUUGGUCUUUCCAGGGUGACCACCAGUGUUUUAUCCAAUUUUGAUCAACCAACAGGGCGUUCAGGCACUUUUAAGUACAUGCCACCUGAAGCUUUUGAUUUAAACUAUAAACCCGUUCGCUCUUUUGAUGUUUACAGCUAUGGUAUCCUCCUUUGGUCUGUCUUUACUGGUAAAGAACCCUAUGAAGGUAUGACUAAUUAUCUUUUAAUAGCCAAUUAUCUUUUUCUAACCACUCUGAAGUAAUAUUAAACCUAUGCAUUUUUUUCUGCCGCAAAAGUCACAUUGCUUACAUACCGGUAGUUUAUUCCUGUUUAUGUCAUACAAAUACAGAUCCAGGGAGUCAAUGUGUCUUUGUUGCUUAAUUUAGGAAAACAAUUUUCCCUUGUGGAACUCAGGAUUCCAAAGGGAGACCGGCCUGAUGUCAAGUCUUUGCCUAUCAUGUCAUGUCUUUGCCCGAAACAGGAGAAAGACAAGAAGGAAAUAGUUGAGCUGAUGAAAAUUUGCUGGGAUGGGACACCAUCCAAAAGACCUAACUUUGAUGGUAUGGCUGGGUUUGGUGUGGAAAAGAGAUGUUUAUAUAUUCCUUUUAUAUGUUCCUGGUUGUUAGCAUCUUGGACUAAAUUUUAUGCAUCGAUCUGGUAGUUAUCGAAAAACAGGCUUAAAUGGG
Cyprinodon variegatus (sheepshead minnow) is the source of this 1318-nucleotide messenger RNA. Its product is annotated as receptor-interacting serine/threonine-protein kinase 3-like. The coding region runs from base 178 to 894 and encodes 238 amino acids. Gene Ontology annotation, molecular function: JUN kinase kinase kinase activity; ATP binding. The record is from RefSeq and is a predicted model, not a curated record. Lineage: Eukaryota; Metazoa; Chordata; Actinopteri; Cyprinodontiformes; Cyprinodontidae. The transcript is spliced from 5 exons. Gene Ontology annotation, biological process: protein phosphorylation; signal transduction. Gene Ontology annotation, cellular component: cytoplasm.